GGAAACGUGAAAUACUAACGAGUGGCAACAGCAAUGUCUCCGAGAACGUUAGACUUGUUCCAAGCUGUUUACGAUAGUGACAUUCCGUCUAUCCAAGAAUUUCUCCACUCAGAGGGCAACGUCAACGCUUUCGAUGAGAACGGCAACAACGCUCUGAUCCUGGCGGUUCGAGCAGGCGAUCUCGACGUCAUCGAAAUUCUGUGCAAAAAUGGGGCUGACGUCAACCUGACGUCCCCAAGUCACAACGCCCCUCUGAUGGAAGCCGUCAGCUCGGGAAGGAUGUGUGUGGUCGAGUUUUUGUGCGAUAACGGUGCCGACGUGAACGCCGUUAACGAUGAGGGGCUCUCUCCUCUGAUGUGGAUAAGUGAAGACGAGGACGAGCCCAUCGCGAGGCUGCUGAUAGAGAAACACAAGGCAGACGUCAACCACAAAAAUAAGAGAGGUGUCAGUGUGUUGAUACAUGCCGCUGAUAAAGGCUUUACUAGAAUAGUGCAGGUUUUAAUUGACAGCGGGGCGUCUUUGAGCUAUGCCACGGUAUCAGGAUGGAGCGCUCUGCUCAAGGCUACACGAAACAAGGAUUUUGAGACCGUUCAGUUGUUGCUACAGAAUGGGGUGGAUGUUAAUCAGGUUACACGAGACGGAUGGAACGCCCUCAUGUUGGCCUGCUACAGACCUUGUCACCUCAUCGCUCAACUUCUUGUCGAUGCCGGGGCUGAGCUGAAUCUGAUCAACGCCAAAGGCUUCAGCCCACUCAUGUAUGCGUGUUACAACGGUGCAAUGGAGACGGUGAAACUGCUUUUAGAACGAGGCGCUGACCUCGUCAAGAUCGCCAACGAUGGGAUGACAGCCUUGCAGCUCGCACGGCUCACGGGUAAUUCAGAACUGAUAGACCAUAUCUUGACAUACGGCGACGCUCAUAAAAGGCUGUUAAUAGAGGCGGCGAAGAAUAAAGACCACGUUGGCGUCGUGAGGAUGUUGUUAGAGUGUGGGAUUGAUGUGAACACCACAGAUGGAAGACAGAAGAGCGUCCUUAUGAUGGCCAGCGAACUCGGAAACCUUGAGGCGGUGAGAUCAAUUCUUGAGAGACCCGACGUCAACGUAAACGCGGCUAACAAACGUGGCUGGAAUUCUCUGAUGCUGGCCGCAUUCGGUGGACACUGUGAAGUGGUCGGCGAGCUACUCCAGAAAGGAGCGGAAGUCGAUGCGGUGAACUCAAAGGGCAAUAAUUCACUGUUGAUGGCGACUCACCAAUUACACUUGGAGAUGGUGCAGCUGCUGCUGGGGUUUGGUUCUGACGUCAACCAUUCCAACCAGGACGGUUGGACCGCAGUGAUGUUGGCCGCGCAAAAUGAAGCUUUGGGCAUUCUUCAAGUUUUGCUGCAACACCAGGCCUCCGUCAACAUGUCAAACCAUCAGGGGCAGACGGCUUUAAUGUUGGCAUCUGAGUACGGCCACAUUGACAUCAUACAACAGCUUUUAUGCAGUAAUGAAAAUGCGAUGGAUACCACCGCAUCACAUUUAGAUAGCUCUGAAAUUAGAGCUCAAGCAAUGACACCUGUUGUUGACGUUCACAAAAUGAACAAGAAAGGUGAGACGGCGCUUGUCCUCGCAUGUAAAGGUGGGCAUGAGAAAAUCGUUGAGAUUCUGAUAGAGAAGGGGUCAAAUGUCAAUCACAGGAGUGAAGACGGCACGAGUCCACUGAAGGCAGCAGUGUCCUGCGGGCAUUCUCCUAUCGUGGAGUGUUUGCUUAAGAACAAGGCCGGCGUCGAUGUCGCUGAUGAAUUUGGAGACACCGCUUUGAUGACAGCCGCAAAACUUAAAAACAAAACAACAGCUGAAAUUCUAAUGAGAUAUAACGCUAAUCUAGACCACAAGAACAGCACCAAUUUAACUGCUUGGGACAUUGCAGAAAACAAUGGUAGCAAGGACAUUUUGGACUUGAUGCAAACAAUGAGGAAAAAUCGAAUGAUUGAUAGUUACAGAUCGAUAACUCUCGAUGAAAACAGGACUACAGGUUCAGACUUCGAUAACCGGAGAGGUGAACCAGUUAUCCACGUGGAACGUCAAUAUUGUGUUACCUGUAGCUCAACCACUGAUACCAGAAGCAAUUCCAGUAAACAAUCUUUACCUAGUUCUUUACCUCGUGUCAACUCUAACCCAGCCACUGACGUCAAACCCAAUUACAGAACACCCUCUACAGAGUCUUUGAUUUCUCACGAAAUGUCCUGUAUGAAAAAUCUUCACUCGAAUCCAUCUUCAAUCCCUUGCAUUAAUUCAAGGGAGGAAGAGCCGAAUGAAAACCUUCAUCGUAACAGCAACGAGUACACCAUUAAACUAUCAGAAAACCACGUUGAGAAACAUUUACCAGAAAAAACACUUAAUUUGUGCAGCCAUGGACCUAACGAGGCCCCGGCCAACAGCGAGGGCACCCAGGCUAACAGUGGGCAUGACCAGGCCAACAGUGAGCGUGAAAGCGGUCACAACGGCCAAGAAUCGCCUCACGCUCACGAAUUGUGUGAACGUGUUCUUAAAGUUGAUGACGUCAUAAGGGAUUUCCUCAGGAGGGAUUCCCAACCUCUGAAGGUGGAACGAAACCUCGAAAUGAAACGCACAAAUGAUCAAAACAAAACGGAUGAGGUCAAGCAAGGGAACCCUGACCACAACAACGAGAAGCAGACAUGGUCUUUGAAAAACAAAGCACCAUUAGGACCAGGAUUGGUGUCGAAUACAGCUGUCCCAUUGACGCAGGCGCGCCAAUGUGAAGUGAAGAAAGGCGGCGACCAGUACUAUAAUUCAUCUGAAUUAUUCAAAGCGAAAAGUCAGGAAGGUAAUAUUAUUUUUUUAAUGUCAUAUUCUUUUAAAAAAUAUUAUUCCUGGAUGCCCUUUCAAAAUUAUUCAUUACUGUGAUUGCAUGUGAAUACAACAAAAAAUAAAUCUCAUACAAUAUAGGAGAUUCAGAAACAUAAACAUUGGGAUGAAUUUGAUUGAAUUAUAUAUAUCUUUGAUUUUAUUCUCUCAUGUGAUCAUUUUUUUCAGCGAUCCUUUUUAAAAAAAAAUGUAUGUAUAUUUAUACCUUUUUUUAAAAAUUGCCUUAAGAUAUCAUUCAUUAAAAGUGACUAACUGAUGUGUAUUUGAUCCCUUCUUGGAACAAUUUGACAAAUGGUAUGUUCUCUUUCAUUUAACUUCGUAACAAUAAGUUGCACCAUGCUCCGGUGUUCAGUGGACUUAAGAGAUCGUAUAGCGUUCUGAUCACAAUAUUCCUUUAUCUUAGAACUGAAAGAAUUCUUGGCUCAGGGGGAAUCUCCUGCGUACGCCAACAUGAAAGCGUCACGUGACAUUGACAGUGGAUCACAAGCAAGGGAAGGCAACCGCGGGGCGUCGACCAGACCCUACACGCCUGAGUCGUGUCUACACCCAGACAGUGUUCUGCCGGCGAGCAGAUCCGAUGAACUGCUGAAACCGUGCUUCUCCGAGUUCACUGAUUCCAUAGAGGUCUACGAAGAUGUUUGUUACAUCCCUUGUAACUUUCCUUCGAGUGUUUACAGUGAAAGAUCCCCAACGACGUAUCAAGAAGCACUAGCGAUGCAAUCAACAGAAACUUACAUAAAACAGUUCACAAGGGCCGGUCAGUGCUCUUGAAUCUUUAAAAAUUAAUCCUUCAUUCCAUAAUUAAUUUUUAAUUAUUUUUGUGGGAGGGGGGGGGAGGUCGAGGGGUUUGGGAGAUUUACCUUACAAAAAAUGAACAAAUUAUCAUUAAAAUAAAAAAUAUUAAGUAACAAAUUUAUUUCAUCUACUUAUCAUCAAAUGUGUCUUUAUAUUAUUUUUAUUAUGAUAAUUAUUGUUCAGACAGUCCAAGUGAGAUCAGUUACAUAUUAAAUAGAAGCACGUCGCCAAUAGAAACAGACUGCGAGACCAGGGACUAUGUGACAAGCACCAAUGGUUGUCUUGAAUAUAAUGAAACCCAAGUAGGACCUGUGACAUUCCUUCAGUCAGAUCAAACCUCAUUUUUUGGACCGAGUCGAACUUUCCAUUUAGAUGACAAUAGGCCAAGAAAAGGUAAGAGUUGUUGUAAGGUAUUUAAGCGUAAAUUUAUAAUUAACUAUAAAAUCACUUAUCCAUAUCCAGUAGACAGCCCACAAUUGUUGAAAACAUGGUGUUAAAAUCCAAGUAAGUAUCACUAAAAUAUUUUAACUUUGAGAAUUGUUGUUUGAGCUAAAAAAAAAAAAAUAAUAAUUUUUUUUUUUUAAAUGAUUAGAUCUAGUUUUUUUUUUUUUUUAAAUUCAAUAUCUAACACAAAACCAGUAUUAUUUUUUUAAAAGGAGAGGAAAAAUAGUGUAAACCAUUAUUUACUUGUAAAUUUAAAAAAAAAAAAAAUAAUAAUUUUUUUUUUUUUAAAUGAUUAGAUCUAGUUUUUUUUUUUUUUUAAAUUCAAUAUCUAACACAAAACCAGUAUUAUUUGUUUAAAAGGAGAGGAAAAAUAGUGUAGACCAUUAUUUACCUGUAAAUUUCCAAAAUAAAAAAAAAUUAGUCAUUAAAAUGUUAUUCUUCAUUCAAUCAAUUUUCUUUUAAAUUUGGGUUUCGGUAAGAUUAAUAUUGGAGGUAAACAUGUGAGAUGAGAAUUGAAACCGAAAAUUGCUAUACAUAUUAUGACCACGUUAAUUGAUGAAGUGUAUGACUACGUUAAAUAAUAUAAAUUAUGACUGCAUAUUUUGAUAUAUCUUAUAACUAUUUAUUUUGAUAUAUAUGUUAUGACUGCGUAACAAUGAUGAUUGAAUUGAUAUGAUUUAUGACUAUGUUAAAUUAUAUAUAAUAUUACAGCGUAUUGUGAUAUGUAUUAUUACAACAUAUUUUGAUAUAUAUUAUGACUACGAAUUUGGAUAGAUAUUAUGAAUACGCAUUUGGAUAUAGGCCUAUAUUGCUAGUGCCUAUUUUGAUAUAUAUUACGAAUACUUAUUUUGAUAUAUAUAUAAUACGACUACGUAUUUGAUAUAUUUAUGACUAUGUAACGCUGAUUUUGAUUUAUACGGGGCUAUUUUUAACUUUGCUUAAAUUUUUUUUUUUACUGAUUUGUCUGUUUUUUUAGCUAUGUCAACCAAAUGAAAGAAAAUUUCUUAAUUUUGAUUUUAACAAAAAACUCGUUAUCAGAUAUUAAAUAAUUUAUCUUGAGUGAGUCUGGUUAGAGAAUUGUAACGUAUUUUAACACUUUCCGCGUAGCUUGCUUCACAUUUCUCAAUUAAUUUUAAUAUUUCAUUCCAAAUUUAUGCCAUACUUAUUUAUAAGUAGCUGUCAAUGGGGCUGAUAAAAAAUAUAUAUAUCUCUGCUAUUUUUAGGGCAUCAAGCUAAAAACAACAUCAUCAUUGGGACGGCAGACGUGGUGGCUUUCGAGCAGUCUCAUCUCAAAUGUGCAACGAGGAGAGGGAUUCUCAGACCUCGAGUUGUUCCCCUUGACAUCGACGCCGAGAUAACGCAGCCGUUGCUAUGCAGUCGUGGCAGCGCCAUGGCAACAGACUCUAGCGACGCUGAAGAGACACGUAAAACAUACCUUAAAUAAUUUUAAUAAAAGAACAUUAAUUAAAAAAAUUAGAUAACCUGAGGACAAGUUUUGAUACUAUUUUUAAAUGGUUGUUUUCUCUUUUGCAAAUGUACCGACGGCUCGCCUCCUGGGAUUUGAAGACAUCGAAGAUGUUUAAAUGUGAUAAUGAUAUAUAUAAAGUUCGUCAAAAGGAGACGGGUGCAUAGGAGCGGGUUUAUUCGAUACAUUCCCUUUGUAGUUUUCCUGUCGUGGAGCAAAAUUUACGUUCGAAAACUUCAUCAUAAAAAUUUUAUAAAAAAAAAAUAUAAAACUAAAAAAAUAAAAAAAUUUAAACGUAUUUUUGAUGAGUAACUCUCGUUAUGCAUACGUUAUGUGUACGUUUUGAACGUUUGAAACAAUCCUAAUCAACACAAUUGGAACACAUUCCUAAUAUCAGCAAUAGCGUCAAUAGCAACCACAUGUUUAGAAAAUCUCUCGCCGACGCUGUUAGUUUUCCAUGUCUAUAAAAAAAAAUUAUUGUAAAAACCAAUAUUUAAUUUCAUUUAUAUUAUUAUUAUUAUUUUUUUUUUUGGAUCAUUCAACGAGAAUCUUUACUAGAAGUAUAUUGUUUUAUUUUUUAAUAAUAUCAGCAAUAGCGUCAAUAGCAACCACAUGUUUAAAAAAUCUCUCGCCGACGCUGUUAGUUUUCCAUGUCUAUAAAAAAAAAAUUAUUGUAAAAACCAAUAUUUAAUUUCAUUUAUAUUAUUAUUAUUAUUUUUUUUUUUUGGAUCAUUCAACGAGAAGCUUUACUAGAAGGAUAUUGUUUUAAUUUGUAAUUUUAAUUAUAAGAGGCUCAGGCCUGGCUUUAAGAAAAGUGGGCCAGGGGUUAACAUUUGAUUGGUGACAUUGCGAUCUAUUAGUUACGAUAUGAUUUAUUAAAUAAACCUGCCAGGCGUGUUAACUGCAAGUGUUUAACAUCAGGGCAAUUAAAGAUCCUCAUGCUUGUUCGACUGUCAGAUCACAGCGGCCCAACCAAACAAUGAAUGAGUACACAUGCUUGGUUUUAUUAUAAUUUUUUUUUUUAAAAAUUGUAUAAAGUAGCACUCUAAAUGUAAAUAGCAAGGAACUAUACUAUUCAUAAUCAUAACCCAAGAUGUACAUGCAUUUCAGUAUACGAAACUGUUGGACAAUACGCAACUGUUGGAGAUCCCAUUGAUUCAUCGCCUCUUGGGGUGGAUAGUAAUCUAAAUGUUGGCUCGUCCAUCAAGUAAGAUUUAAGUUGAGUUGAACAAUUUGUGUUGCGUGUGUUUUAAUUCAUAAUAUCGGAAAUAUCUUUAACAUAUCAGGCUGAGCAAUGUAAUCUUCUUAAUUAUCCAGUCUUUGUUUCAAUGAUUAUAUCCUUAAUAAUGAGCUCAUGCUUCCUUUCAGUAGACAUCCCAAGGUGGAGCAGUAUCCACAAUGGAUAAAUGAUAUCAUCCAGGCGGUGAAUACGGCACCAAAAAAUGGAUCACAAACUGAUCAACCUAUGCAAUUGUGAGUCUCAUCUCUUCAGUUUGAUUUUUUACCACACAUGAUUGCACCAAACCACUACUACUGACAUACAAGAGUAGACUGGUUAAAUGACCCCUGAAACUUUUGGCCACCUGGACACUUCUAUAUGUUGCACUACAAUAAAACUCGCGUAUUAAAUCUUCAAGUAGAUCUAUAUUUUUCUCCCGAUAUAGCAGGCCAAGAGAUACCCCUGACGAGAUUAAGCCGUUUAUGAACUGGCCUAGGUCUAGCUAUACGCCUGCGGUUAAAAACAAGAUAGGGAAAUCUCUACCGGGGGUUGAAAUAGCCAAGCCAUAACUUAUCCCUCCUGGCCAGAUUAUUACCCCCCUACCCCAAGCGUGAUAUUAGUGGUGUACUGUGAUGCACCUAUGAAUUACUUAAUUUUCGACGUAUCACUGGGAGUUCAGCUUUGUAUGGUAAGUUAGAAUAAGUGGAGGAUGAUAAUGACGGUUGAGUGGAUGGUGUACUUACGGUUGAGUGGGUGAUGGUACUGAUGGUGGAGAGGAUGAUGGUACUGAUGGUGGAAUGGAAGAUGAUACUGAUGGUGGAGUGGAUGGUGUCCUUACGGUUCACUGGGUGAUGGUACUGAUGGUUGAGUGGGUGUUACCACUGAUGGUGGAGUGGAUGGUGUACUUACGGUUCAGUGGGUGAUGGUACUGAUGGUUGAGUGGGUGAUCGUACUGAUGGUGGAGAGGAUGAUGGUACUGAUGGUGGAAUGGGUGAUUGUACUGAUGGUGGAGUGGAUGGUGUUCUUACGGUUCACUGGGUGAUGGUACUGAUGGUUGAGUGGGUGUUACCACUGAUGGUUGAGUGGAUGCUGAUACUGACGGUUGAUUGCAUUUUGGUACUGACAGUUGAGUGGGUGAGGGUUCUGCCUGUUGAGUUGCGGCUGUUACCGACGGUAAUAUGGAUGGUGGCACUGACGGUGUCGUGGAGAUUUUUGUGGAUGAUUGCCACUUUAUUCAGCACACCAGGGCCGGCAUCAUUUGAAAAGGGCAUUGGGUCCACAAUAGCAUAUUCUGAGGGUUCAACAGGAAGCUUUGCCUUCAGUCCGCACAUGGAGUGCCCUUGGUUGAGGCACACCCAGACAUGUGACAGAAAAACAUAACGCUAGGGAUUUAUUGGUCCCUAGUUGUCUAAUUGUUUACUGACAGCCCCCUCCACCACCACCGACACCCACCAAUAACGUGAUUUCUGUUUGAAAUUUCCUUCCAACAAUUUUCCUUCGAACAAGAUACUUUCACACAAUUUUUUGUUAACAAUUUUGAGUACAUUGUUAAUUACCAAGCUACAGUAAUAGUUACAAUUUCUAUCUUCCUCCUGCUGGACUAGACACUGCCUGGACGUGACACUGACUGUAUUAGACACUGCCUGUACUAAACUCGGUCUGGAUUAUUCACUGCCUUGACUAGCAGCCUGGACUAGAGACCACUGGGCUAGACACGGCCUGGACUAGACACUGCCUGGACUAGAGACAGCUGGGCUAGACACGGCCUUGACUAGACACUGCCUGGACUAGAGACCGCUGGGCUAGACACGGCCUGGACUAGACACUGCCUGGACUAGACACCGCCUUAAAUAUGUCUGCUAGUGACACCUAGUACACGACAAUGUGUUCUAAAACUUUCAACAUCAAAUGUGUCCGCUAUCGAAUAUAUAAAAUAAACAUAAUAAAAAACUGCAUAUUUAUCUUGUAUUUUUUCAAGUUUUUUGCGUUACUUGAUAAUCUUUCCAUAGUUUGAUAUCUUUGACUUUGUGUUUAUAUCAGGUCAAUGUGGAUCGAAAUGUGUUUGGAUACGACGGCAUCGCGUCCUUAACAUUCAGAAUAAAGAAUCUAAAUAAAAAACGCGUUUCAAUUUUGCUCCCCAGAAUAAAUUUAAAAAAAUAAUAAAAUAAUUAUUUCUUAUCUUAACAGAAAUAUUCACUAUGAUGCCACCGUCCAUAACGUGACGAUACCAAGUACUCAGUUCUGUGCCAUCAAUAACAGUAGUAUUACCACCACCAACGAGGUGGACUCAGGAAAUACAAAAGGUAUCGAUAUUAUUAUCAUUGAUGCGAUACUUUCCUCUGAUAUUGGUGUUUUUAAACAAAAUUAUUACUCGGGUUUCACAUUCAAAUUAGAUUCAAAUGAGUCAGUGAGUCAUACAUAGAUUUGAAUUGUACGAUUUGAAUACAUUGGCAUGAGGCGUCAGUAAAAUGAAAAUUGGCGAAACUAAAAUCAAUAAUUAUAACAUGACAUGAUCCUGGAUUCUCUGCAAGCUUGUAACGUUUGUUAUCAAGUAACAGUAGAUAUGUCAACUGCCCAUCCCGAGAUGAAAUUUAUAACGACCAAUACAUGUCUUUUGUUAUAUAAGUGUAUACAUUUUACCAUAAAUACACUAUGUAAAAUCUUUAAUGACGCAAAAGAUUAAAUGGCCAUGACGAUGAUAUAGUACGUGAUCAUAAUUAUGAUAGUUAAAAAAACACUACAAAAAAAAACAAACAAGGAUGUUCUAGCCUGAUAUGUAUGUACUUCAUUAUGUAGAUAUGUCGAUACUUAAUCAAUUGGAUAUGUAUGUAAUUCAUUAGUUGGAUAUGUCUGUAAUUCUAUAUGUGGAUAUGUCUGUACUCUAAUUAUUGAAUAGUAGUUUACUUUUGAAGUUAACUUACUAUUUUACGCCUUCUGUUUCCAUAAAGUUUCUUUCAUUAUUAUACUUUUUAUGUCCCUUCCCACAACUCUCGUCAUUCACCAAUUUGUUCAGUCACUUCCCUUGAUUCGUCUCUUCCACCCCCCCUUCUUUCCUCCUCUACCCCCCCCCCCCCCCCCACAAAAAAAAAUUAGUAAUGUUUCCUGUCCUUAGUUAUAAAUUAAACUUUUAGUAGUCAUCAUUUCAAUACAUAAAAAUAUAAUAUUACCAAUGACACAAUAUUUGAUGUGUUUUUCCCCACAGAUAUAACUAUGGUCAGGGGUAAGAAAGAACCCCUGUCUCCAGAGGAAGACCUGACCAUCCGAAAAAACUUCAGCUACCUCAAACGCAACCUCAAUCCGAUCCUCAUUGCCGAUCUGAUGUGCCGGGAAGGAAUCUUUGACAGCAGCGACAUGGAAGACGUCAUGAGGCCGCGUUUCAUGAAGCGAAAGUCGCACGUCCUGUUACAGAAAAUGCUCAAUGCCGGCAGUGGUGACGCCUUCGAUGUGUUCAUGGAUGCUCUGGAGAACGUCCACCCACGGGUCGCAGACAAGCUGAAGUCUUCUUCGCUGGAAAGUUUACCGGCAAGGGGAGAUAAGCGGCGAUGCUGUAAAUGUUGUGUUCAGUGAAGAAAUCGCACCAAAUAUUUAUUUUUUGUUAUUGAAUCCUUUGUAUUAACUCCGCAUUUUUUUCGUGUGUUCCUUUAAGGAAAAAUCUUCGGAUGGCUAAUUGACUCACUUCCCAUCAUCAUAUCGAGAUGAAACCUCCAACAUGGCCUAGUGGCUAAAGACAACGCAUUCUAACAAAUUUUUCAGCCCCACCCACAACCGCGAAAAUCAGAUUUGACGCCACCAGAUGGCGCUGAUUUUAAGAAAUAAAAUUCCCCAAAUCUGCAGCUUAUGAGAUUCUGAAAAACACAACAAAUUCGUUUGGAGCGAAAUAUUUUUUUGGUUUGUUUUACAGAAUUAGUUGGUGGAA
Messenger RNA from Lymnaea stagnalis (great pond snail), 10707 nucleotides. The record is from the annotation of a GenBank genome assembly. Lineage: Eukaryota; Metazoa; Mollusca; Gastropoda; Lymnaeidae.